This is a messenger RNA of Glycine soja, 1888 nucleotides long. Its product is annotated as probable protein phosphatase 2C 47. Gene Ontology annotation, molecular function: protein serine/threonine phosphatase activity; cation binding. Bases 203 to 1345 code for a protein of 380 amino acids. The record is from RefSeq and is a predicted model, not a curated record. NCBI's taxonomy places the organism in Eukaryota, Viridiplantae, Streptophyta, Magnoliopsida, Fabales, Fabaceae. The transcript has 2 exons. Gene Ontology annotation, biological process: protein dephosphorylation.
UGUGCGCAGAAUUAACAGCAGACACACAGAAAGAGAAAGAAAGAAAAAGAGAAAAAGAAAAAGGAGAAAGACCUAAUUUUGUCACUGUAAUUCUUCUUCUUCAAAGAAAACCCCAAUUUCGAACGCUUCAAAUUCAAUUCAGGAAACCCUAGUGAUUAAUUUCGUUGCGAAACGGCGAUUCAAGAUUAUCGUGAGCCAGAAGAUGGUAGCGGAAGCGGAAAUUAUCUGUCAGCAGAACAUUCCGAUGUUGGACGUGAAGUAUCAUAUUUGCGUGGCUCAAGAACACAACGUGAAGGUUGAGGUUUCACCCAAAUCACCUUCACCUCCUGUUCCGAUCUUUGGCCAAGCAGUGAGUUGCUCUGAGAUCAUUAAAGAUUCCAUUUUGGAGGCCCCUGCGAUGAAUUUUUUCCCAAAUGUGCGUUCUGGUAGCUAUGCCGAGAUUGGACCGCGCGUUUCUAUGGAUGAUGAACACAUUUGUAUUGAUGAUCUGGGAGCUCAUCUUGGAUUUGUGUUCAAGUGUCCGAUACCGAGUGCAUUUUAUGCAGUUUUUGAUGGCCAUGGGGGGCCUGAUGCAGCAGCCUUUGUUAAGAGGAAUGCUAUGAGGUUGUUUUUUGAAGAUGCAGACAUGCUGCAGUCGUAUGAUGCUGAUGCGUUUUUUCUACAGAAAUUGGAGGAUUCCCAUCGGAGAGCUUUUCUACGGGCAGAUCUUGCCUUGGCUGAUGAACAAACUGUUGGUAGUUCUUGUGGGACUACUGCAUUGACUGCCCUUGUGCUUGGAAGGCAUUUGCUUGUUGCUAAUGCUGGUGACUGCCGAGCAGUUCUUUGCCGGAGAGGUGUGGCUGUUGAGAUGUCUAAUGAUCACAGGCCAAGUUAUCUACCAGAGAAGAGGAGGGUGGAGGAGUUAGGUGGGUUCAUUGAUGAUGGAUAUCUCAAUGGUUAUCUUUCAGUAACUCGAGCCCUUGGGGAUUGGGACUUGAAAUUUCCACUUGGUGCUGCAUCCCCUCUUAUUGCUGAGCCAGAUGUUCGGCUGGUUACAUUGACUGAGGGUGAUGAGUUCUUGAUCAUUGGGUGUGAUGGGAUUUGGGAUGUAAUGUCUAGCCAAGUUGCAGUUAGUCUUGUUCGCCGAGGAUUAAGAAGGCAUGAUGACCCACAGCAAUGUGCCGGAGAGCUAGUCAAGGAAGCAUUGCGCCUAAAUACAUCAGAUAAUCUCACUGUAAUUGUUGUAUGCUUGUCGCCCAUUGAAAGCAUUGUUGAAUCAUGUCCACCCCAAAGGAGAAGAUUCAAAGCUUGCAGUUUGUCUGAAGAGGCCCGUAAUAGAUUGAAGAGCUUGAUUGAGGGAAAUUGAUUGUAAAUGCAAUUCUUGUGAUUGACAAAUGUUCCUUUCUUAAAAAAUUAAUCUGUUUUUUAGGCUGUUUCAGAGAGAGCUAAAAAGCAGCCAGCAGUUUUGUAGGGAUAGAAGGGAUAUUUGGUUAGGGGGUAGAAGGUGUUUGGAUUUAUUUAAUUGGGAGGUGUUUUUUCUGGGUUAUGUUUGGUACAUGUAGAGACAAUUGCUAGCUAAUUUUGGCGGAUUAGAUUCGGUCCCCACCAUGGCCGUUCCCAUUUUACAUUGUUGCUGCUUCUGUAAAUAAAAAUGAGGGGUUGUCUGAGACAUAGGAUAGCCGAAUGCAUGGUUGAGUUUCUUGUUUGUUGUUCUUGGAUCCUCCAUGUUAUAUGGAUGGAUAUGCUUGGCCCAUCAUAUCAACUGGUAGGGCUAUGGCCUAUGUCAUGGGACAACAUCAUCCUUUGGCAUCACACAAACUAAAUCGCUUAUCUUAUGUGAUGAAUUUUUCUCCGUUAUCCUUUAUUUAUUAAUAAAAAGGAGUGUUAAUAGAAAUGUUAUUUUCAGUUA